This is a messenger RNA of Synchiropus splendidus (mandarinfish), 1164 nucleotides long. RefSeq names its product heme-binding protein soul4 (gene soul4). The record is from RefSeq and is a predicted model, not a curated record. NCBI's taxonomy places the organism in Eukaryota, Metazoa, Chordata, Actinopteri, Syngnathiformes, Callionymidae. The transcript is spliced from 6 exons. The coding region runs from base 147 to 893 and encodes 248 amino acids.
CUGAAGGUUCGAAUCGCUGACAGACGCAUCCAUUAACGAAGUGAACUGUUGCCGAUAUUCCUGAAACGGGCUCGUCCGACCAGCGGAAUCAGAGAAGUAAAACAGACGCUGGCCGUUUAACAAGCGACAGCCCGGGGUCCACCGCCAUGGCGCUCAUCUCUCUCGAAGACCUCGAGUCGUUGGAGGACGAGCAGCUGGACGAUGACAUCACCGAUAGUUCAGAGCCGAUGGAUGCUGAGCAGACAGACCGACUGCUAGCGCACUGGCAGGCGGUCGGCAGCACGCAUCAGGUGUCUGUCCCUCCAGAAAUGACUGGACCCAUCCACGAAAUGACCCGAAAUAGCCAGCAGAGGGAAACUGUCCCUUGUGUCCCUGUCACCUGCCAUGAGAAGAUGGGAGAGGUGAUGUACCAGGAGCGUGUAUACCCCGCGGGAAAGUGGGCCUGUGUGACGGACCAGGAGUCGCUCUAUGAGCAGAGCAUCUCCAUGAGCUUCAUGAAGUUGAUGCGCUUCAUCUGCAAGGAGAACUCAGCCGGCCGGCACCUCGGCAUGACGGUUCCAGUCAUCAGUCAGAUUCACCUGAUGGAGGACGGGAAGACGUUUGAUAAGAAGGUUCUGACGGCGCUCUACCUGCCCUCCGAGUUCCAGAACAAUCCACCACAACCAUUCCACCCGGACAUCACCAUCGUCGAAAGGGAGCCAAUCCGAGUCAUCGCCAGGACGUUCCACGGGACCACAACCGAAGAGACAAUCACAGAGCAGAUCCGACAGUUAUGGGAAAUCCUCGGCCAGUGCGACGACGUGCAUCCUGAUAAUUACAUCGUCGCCGUGUUCGAGAAUCCUGGCAUUCCCCGUCGCCGGAACGAGAUCUGGUUCAUCAGACGGAACCAGUAGGAGGCGACCUUCCUCUGCACCUCUGGGUUCUUCUUCUUUGUUCGCUUGGUUGUUGCACCAAAGUCCGUCACGUUGCCAUGGAAAACCCGCCCCGACUUUGCUCUUCAAACGUUCUGUAACCCUGCACUGCCUUUUAAUCCAGAGUCCAUGAAUCAAAAUGGUAUUCCUUAAGACUUUUUGGUCACGUGAUCUCGUGGUAAAAUCUGUUGACUCUGUAAUUUUCUGUCCAACUUUGAAUGGUUUCUAAUAAAGUUUGUUGUCAGAUAUGACA